AUGGUUCUCGCUGAUGAUUUUACCUGCGUGUACAUGUGUUUAUUUCUCAUGCAGAACAAUAUUUUAGUGGUUGAUUCACUCGUGCGUGCGCUCGUUUUCUCUGCUCUCCGUGGUAUCUCAAGUUACAUUUUACUAUCAAUUCCAGUUCAUCCGCGAAAAUGGUCGAGAAUCUUUGUACCAGUUUCAAGUCUUUUUCAUCAACUCGGUAAUCAAAUUGGUUUUCGAUCGACUACUACUUACGAACCAUUAGCUAGUGAAUAUCAAUCCGAUUCGUCCUUUCAAACGCGUCGUGCGCCACACGAAUCAUAUGAAUUACACUCGAAUGGUAUUAUUAAACAAGAUGGAACUAACUCGAUUUAUCAUCAACUCGAUCUCCAAUCACGAAAUGACGAGAAUAAUAAUGAUACGAACUCGAAUCCGCUCAUUCUUCAACUUUCACCGCCAUCAUCAAAUGAUUUUCUAAUACAUUCGGAUAACAGAUUGUUGUUUCUAAAAGACAAUCUUAUCUUGCUUGUAUUUUACACGUUUUAA
Messenger RNA from Adineta ricciae, 531 nucleotides. The record is from the annotation of a GenBank genome assembly. NCBI's taxonomy places the organism in Eukaryota, Metazoa, Rotifera, Eurotatoria, Adinetida, Adinetidae.